CCGCCCCGCCCCCCGUCGCCGCCACCCGGGUCAGCGAGCGGACGAGCGGCUGGAGCCGUUCCCCGACGGGCAGCAGGGCGCUCGGCCUCCAAGUCUGGGCUGAGCGUGGCGACGCUGCUGCCCCGAAAUCCUCGUGGAUCUUGAGGCGUAUGGAACCUCAAGGUCUUUAUGACAAUGGAAACCAAAAAAUUAAUUGGUAAACCGCUUCAACCAGCAAGACCUGUUCGUCAUCUGACCUCUCCACCAGGAGCAGUGUUCCCUUUCAACUUUCAAAAUGAAUAUCCAUGCAACACUCAGUGCAUACAAAGUGGAGUUAUUAGCAGAUGUAAGACGAAUGGAAUGCAAGCCUUUUCACAAGGUCUUAAUGAACAGCAGCAACAUCAGUCUCCAGUUAAAAAAGAGAGAAUUAAAUACAGCAGAGAUUUCCUGUUGAAGCUCUCAAGUGUUUCCAUCUGCAGAAAAAAACCAGACUUUCUGCCUGAUCAUCCCAUUGUACUGCAAAAACCAGAAAACAACCAAAGUUUUAAGUAGCAUUUGAAGAACAGAUGAAUAUGAAGAUAAAGAAUUAUUCAUUUUAUAUUUUGGACAUCUGUAAAUGAGGUGGAUCUAGUAACAAUAACUGUAAUGGACUGUGACAAUUUAUUCUUAAUUUUGAUGGUUGGCUAUUUGACGUCUCUAAAAAUGAGAAAGAACUAUUUUAAACUAUAAAGAAUUUUCUAAUCAGUUUCAGCUUUGCAGGCAGUUUCCUGCAUAAAUUGGGAAGUAACACGGGAAAGUAAGAAUUUGGUUAGUGAAGUGGUAAAACUGUGUAUUUAUAAUUUGCAUGCUAUUUGCAAUGUUUUGUUUUUCAUCACUUGUAAUAAUGGAAUGGAAAUGUAAGUUGUAAAGACUCCCAAAUAUAAAAUAUUUGCUACAGUGUAUAUAUGGUACAUAAUUUUUUGCUGCUUUUAAAGUUGUUUUUGUUGUUCUGCUUCCCACUGAUUUCAUACCAGCUCAUGAAUGGAUCAUUACAGUCUCUCCAGAGGAUUAGAAUGAUUCAGAAUGUUCAAUGCAUAGUUCUCAAUGACAGGAAAGAGAAUUUUUUAAUAGGGAUUUCUUUUCAGAUAUAUGAUUGGUUACUAGCACAGAUUGAUAAUUUGGAAACAAUGGUAGUGAAUGAAACUGAAGUUGAAAAACAACUGCUACUUAUGUCACUAAUCAGACCACAUGAAUAGUAGAAGUUGAGCAAUUUCAAAGUAAAACUGAUACUUUUAUUUCCAAAAUAAUUUAGGCAUUUGCAAAUAAUUGAAGUACUUGAACUUUCAAUUCUGUAAUUUCUUAUAACAUAUAUGGAUGAAGAAUUUUUGGGUUUAAGCUUUUAAUUCCUAGAAAUUUUAUACAUUAAUUCUCCUUCAGUUUGUCACUCUGGAUGUUGCUGUUUUUU
This is a messenger RNA of Sapajus apella (tufted capuchin), 1423 nucleotides long. It is a transcript of the gene CUNH8orf88, whose product is annotated as chromosome unknown C8orf88 homolog. Bases 169 to 531 code for a protein of 120 amino acids. The transcript has 6 exons. Gene Ontology annotation, biological process: negative regulation of translational initiation. NCBI's taxonomy places the organism in Eukaryota, Metazoa, Chordata, Mammalia, Primates, Cebidae. Gene Ontology annotation, cellular component: cytoplasm. Gene Ontology annotation, molecular function: eukaryotic initiation factor 4E binding. The record is from RefSeq and is a predicted model, not a curated record.